Sphenostylis stenocarpa is the source of this 357-nucleotide messenger RNA. The record is from the annotation of a GenBank genome assembly. Lineage: Eukaryota; Viridiplantae; Streptophyta; Magnoliopsida; Fabales; Fabaceae.
AUGCCCAAGGUGGAGACUAGCUGUAAAUCCGAGAAGGCUAAUGAUGAACUACUUGUCCAAUGCUUAAAUAGGUUUGCAGAAAUGCAACAACAGUUUGCUUCCGUAGCCGCAGAAGAGAUUCCACCGCGAGAUCUCGGGAACACUCCAAAACGACUGACGUUAGCAGAAAUGCAAGAACGAUACUCUAAGGGUCUUUGCUUUAUUUGUGAUGCUAAAUAUGGGUCGGGACACUGGUGUCCAGCCAAACAGUUUCUUCUCUUGAAGCAUGAGACUCUCCCGCAAGGAUGUCUCGACUUGGGUUCUUCAUUUGUGGAGGAAGAGGCACCCCAGGGGUUGAGGAAGAACCUUUUAGUUUAG